This is a messenger RNA of Grosmannia clavigera kw1407, 2568 nucleotides long. RefSeq names its product het-c domain containing protein. The transcript has 5 exons. NCBI's taxonomy places the organism in Eukaryota, Fungi, Ascomycota, Sordariomycetes, Ophiostomatales, Ophiostomataceae. The record is from RefSeq and is a predicted model, not a curated record. Bases 1 to 2568 code for a protein of 855 amino acids.
AUGGCGUCUAUCAAAGCUGGCUGGAGCUCGCUGCUCAUCCUCGUCCUCGUCCUGACCUUUAUGCCCGGCAGGGCUGCAGCCUUUGGAGCUGGCAACAUUCCCUCCAUUGCGCAGGUCGAAGGCCACAAUUGGAGACAUGGAGACAUUGAGGACAUGCUCAAGACCAUCGCCUUCCUCCACGGCAAGAAAUGGACGACGAUGCUCGUGCAGCGGACGUAUUUUGGCAACUGGCUUCGUGACUACUCGCAGGCCGUCGAUGUUGGCAGCCUCAAGGGCGUCAAUGGAGCGACGAUCCGCAUUCUUGUCUGGGUGCUGUCAUUUCUUGCCUUCGGCUAUGCCACGGAGGAGUUUGAGGUGACCGAGGAACGCCUUGGCUGCUACCGUCCCGAAGAGCACAUUGACAACCCCAAGGGUUAUGCGGACGGCGAGGAUGCGCGCCAGUAUGACUCGCGUCUCCGCGGACCCAUCGACCCGCAGGAGCUGGCCAUCGAUCCGGACACGGGCAUGAAGAACUACAUUGCCAACGAGCGGGGCGGCUGGGCCACCAGUGCGGGCUACCUCCGCUUCAGCUUUGCCCGGAGCAUCCACUUUGGCCGCACGUAUCUGCACGGCCAAGCAUCGGGAAAAGAGGCUGAUCUCUGUGAGGCUCUGCGGUGUCUCGGCCAGUCUCUGCACUGCAUGGAGGAUUUCAGUGCUCAUAGCAACUAUUGCGAGUUGGCUCUCAUCGAGAUGGGCUACAGCGAGGUGUUUCCGCACUGCGGUGUCAACUCGCAGAUCAACUUGCGGGGCAGACGGGUAUAUCCCAUUGUGACAGGCACAUUUGGCGGCGUCGACUUCCUGCACUCGGUUAUCGGUGAAGCAAACGACCACUUCACACAGUCGGAGGUGGACGAAGUGGACAUUGCCCUUAAGAACGCCGAGCAGCUGAAUCGGUCAGGAAGUCUGAGUGGCGGUGGCAACGGCACCCGAGGUCUGUUUGGGUCGUCGUCAGGGGACCGGGGUGACUUUAUGUCGCUCAUCUCGCAGCUGCCGGGCGUCGGAGGCGGAUUUGUGGCUGAGGCCAGCCGGCUGCAGUCGAUGGCGGCAGCACAGGAGGAAGAGAACACGCGGGCGGCCGGCAACGUGAACCAGGUGCCGGGCAUGAGCACCAACUUCGACCCGGUGUCGACGGCGCGCAAGAUCUACCCGAUCCUGGAGUUCCGCGACAAGAUAGUCAGGUCGAUCAACAACACGAUCUCCAAGAUCCCGGGGCUAGAAUCGCUGAUCGAGAAGAUCAGCGAGAGGCUGUCAGCGUUUGUGCUAGGCCUCCUCGCGCCAUUCAUACGGCCGAUCAUCAACCAGUGCACCAAGGUGCUGAAGGACGGGUCGUCGGGGGUGAUCAGUGCGAGUGCAAACACGCAGCUGGAGCCGUGGACGGACGCGCAGUGCACCGACCCGACGCACUCGAUGCUGUCCAAGGACCACUUUACCAACGUGCUCAACUCGUGUGCCGGCCGGGUGGCUGCGACGGUGCUUCAGUACGCAGUUCCACGGAUCCUUUAUGCGUGGGACAACCCGAAUGUACCGGUAGACGAGGUGGCCAACGACAUCAUCCGAGCGUUUCACCACCCAGCAAUACGUGACGAUCGGAUCCCGAUCCAGCAGCAGAUGUUUGAGACGGUGCGGCGGUGGGUGGGCGAGUACCCGCGCCAGCACGAGCUCAACCACCUGCUGUCGUCGCAGUCGGUCAAGACGGGCAAGAACCACAUUGUGAACGGGGUCAGCGGAGGUGGAAGCGGCAGCGCUGUUGGCGGGCACUCUCACGCAGGCGGACACUCACACGGCGGCGGUGGUGGGUGGCAGAGCACGCUGGGAAACCUGGGCAACAUGGGCAACAUGAGCAACAGCCAGAUGGCAAACACGAUCUUUUCGCAGUUCAAGUCGCGCGACCUCGACGCGAUGGACGGGCGAUCGGGCAACAUGUCGGACAACUACAUGUCGACAUCACCGGCGCCCAACCAGGCGUCUUCAUCUUCUUCGCCUUCGCAGCGCAGACAUCAUAUGGAUCUCCUGCAAGCCCAUCCGGCAGUUACCGUGCUAGUGGGGGAGGAGGAGGGGGCUACGGCGGAGGUUAUGGAGGUGGUGGAGGUGGUGGAGGGGAGUAUGGGUCAGGAGGGGGCAGCCAGGGAUAUAACUCCGGAGGGGUUCAGCAAGGCGGAUACGGCUCUGGAGGGCCAGUCGGAGGUGGAUAUGGAGCAGCUGGAGGCGGUGGAUAUGGUGGAUAUGGUGGAGGCAGAGGAUACGAGACAGGUGGCGGCAGUGGCCCUCUCGGGCCUCCCGGACCUCCAGGAGGACCAGGCCCUUCCUACCAGCAGCAAGGCUAUUAUGGCGGACCGCAGCAGCAGCAGCAGCAGGGCUACGGCAACUUUUACGGGGGACCACCUCCUUGGGGCGGCAACGGACCGCCACCACCAGUGCCACCUGGCUUCGGCUACGGAGGUCCACCGCCGAUGCCGCCGUAUGGCGCACCACCUCCUCAGGGAUGGGGACCGCCGCGGUAUUGAGGGAGAAACGCGAAGGAAGAGCUGA